AUGACGCAGGACUGGGUCAACCUCUUUGUGUUGCUCUCUGUGGUUUGUGUCCUCCUAAAUCUAGCUGGAUUUAUCCUUGGCUGCCAAGGGGCUCAGUUUGUGGCCAGCGUGCCCAGGUGUGAUCUGGUGGAUUUAGGCGAAGGCAAGAUUUGCUUCUGUUGUGAAGAAUACCAACCAGCCAAAUGCACAGACAAAGAAAAUGCCUUGAAACUCUUCCCAGUUCAGCCUUGUAACGCUGUUCACCUUCUACUUAAGAAAGUUCUCUUCGCCUUGUGUGCCUUGAAUGCCCUGACCACUACUGUCUGCUUAGUGGCUGCUGCCCUCCGCUACCUCCAGAUAUUUGCAACCAGAAGAUCUUGCAUCGAUGAAUCCCAGAUUUCUGCUGAGGAAGUGGAAGAGCAUGGACGUAUCCCAGACCCUGAUGACUUCGUGCCUCCAGUGCCACCCCCUUCCUAUUUUGCCACAUUUUACUCAUGCACACCCCGGAUGAACCGCAGGAUGGUUGGUUCUGAUGUUAUUCCACUCCCUCAUAUCUAUGGAGCUCGGAUCAAAGGCGUGGAAGUGUUCUGCCCCCUGGACCCCCCGCCUCCAUAUGAAGCUGUGGUGAGCCAGGUGGAUCAGGAGCAGGGAUCAUCAUUCCAUGUGCCAGAAGGAUCUGAAGCUGCUUCGAGCCCAUUAGAACCAGUGUGCACACAAGUUACAGUGAGUGGGGACAUUUCUAACACACCUGGAGAAGAAUGCACAUCUGUGUCAGCCCUUAACUCAAGCCUGGCACAUCUUGCAAGAAGCCCGAGACCCUUCCAGCCCCUAAGGACAAGAUCAAAGAGCGAUCCUGUGCUCCAUCAUUUCACGGAGAGAGCUGUCCCCGUGCUUAGCUGUGAAGCCGCCACACAGACGGAAGGAAGGCUGGACCUGGCUGCAGUGACUUUGAGGAGAGGCUUGAGAUCGCGAGCUUUGCGCUCCAGACCAAGAUCUUUAAUAGAUUACAAAUCCUACAUAGACACCAAGCUGUUGGUGGCCAGGUUCCUGGAGCAAUCUUCCUGCACUAUGACCCCUGACAUCCAUGAACUGGUGGAAAACAUUAAGUCUGUUUUGAAGUCCGAUGAGGAGCACAUGGAGGAAGCUAUCACCAGUGCCAGUUUCCUAGAGCAGAUAAUGGCCCCACCGCAUCCCAGCACGGCCAGGACCCACACCCCGCUGGAGCGCAGGCAGCCUGGCCUGCUGCACCUGCAGAGCUGCGGAGACCUGAGCACCUUUGCCCCGGUAGGAAGACCACGAGCUGAGAGGAGGCCAGGGCAGCGAGCAGAGGCUGAACGGCCCCACAGUCUCAUCGGUGUCGUCCGAGAGACUGUGCUGUGA
This is a messenger RNA of Chrysochloris asiatica (Cape golden mole), 1359 nucleotides long. RefSeq names its product family with sequence similarity 189, member A2 (gene ENTREP1). The transcript is spliced from 11 exons. Bases 1 to 1359 code for a protein of 452 amino acids. NCBI's taxonomy places the organism in Eukaryota, Metazoa, Chordata, Mammalia, Afrosoricida, Chrysochloridae. The record is from RefSeq and is a predicted model, not a curated record.